Penicillium coprophilum is the source of this 273-nucleotide messenger RNA. RefSeq names its product protein hrmA (gene hrmA). The transcript is spliced from 4 exons. Lineage: Eukaryota; Fungi; Ascomycota; Eurotiomycetes; Eurotiales; Aspergillaceae. Bases 1 to 273 code for a protein of 90 amino acids. The record is from RefSeq and is a predicted model, not a curated record.
AUGACCUACUGGCGUCGUCUAUCGACAGAAGAUGAAACGGAGGAACAUUUUUCUCUUUCCUUAAGCGGCCUUCUAGCAAUCCGUAUCGCUUUUGGUGAUAUUAUAUGUAACACUAUUGAAAAUUCUCCCACUUAUCUUCCAAAGAGUAUAGACAGCGGUUGUGUAUUUAAGCUUACCGAUAUGCUUUUCCCUUUCAUUUCGCUUACUUUACUUUGUGUGAUAACAGCGAGUUACGAAGAUAGGAAAAAUAUCACUAUAUUUCCGAAGUCAUAG